Tupaia belangeri chinensis (Chinese tree shrew) is the source of this 7018-nucleotide messenger RNA. It is a transcript of the gene NCKAP5, whose product is annotated as NCK associated protein 5. NCBI's taxonomy places the organism in Eukaryota, Metazoa, Chordata, Mammalia, Scandentia, Tupaiidae. Gene Ontology annotation, biological process: microtubule depolymerization; microtubule bundle formation. The transcript has 16 exons. Gene Ontology annotation, cellular component: microtubule plus-end. Bases 1 to 5838 code for a protein of 1945 amino acids. The record is from RefSeq and is a predicted model, not a curated record.
AUGGAUUCCAAUAAAUACAUCGAGCAUCUCCUAACUCAACUCGAGGAGCAACAUAGAAGUCUCUGGAGGGAGAAGUUGGCUGUGGCCCGACUGCAGCGGGAAGUUGCUGAAAGGACCAGUGAGGGGGCCAUGCAUGAGAAGCUGAUGCAUGAGUUGGAAGAGGAGAGACACUUACGUCUUCAGAGUGAGAAGCGGUUGAGGGAGGUGACCCUAGAGUCUGAACGCAACCGAAUUCAGAUGCGUGGCCUGCAGCAGCAGUUCUCCAGGAUGGAAGAAACAGUACGAAAUCUAUUGCAGAGUCAAGGACCUCCUGAACAGAGAAAAGAAGAAACUGUUAAUAUAAUGGUCUAUCAGGAAAAAUUGUCAGAAGAAGAGAAAAAACAUACAGAAGUUUUGGAAGAUCUUCACAUGGUGGUAGAUGAGGAUUCAAGGAGUGAAAGCAGCAGUACAGAUGAGGCAAAAGAAGAGACUAAAUUGCUGUUAGAAAGAUUGAAAGCUCUGGAGGCGGAGAAUUCAGCAUUGGCUUUGGAAAAUGAAAACCAGAGGGAGCAGUAUGAGAGAUGUCUUGAUGAGGUAGCCAACCAAGUUGUUCAAGCCCUGCUCACUCAAAAGGAUCUGAGGGAGGAAUGUGUAAAGUUGAAAACAAGAGUGUUUGAUUUGGAACAACAGAAUCGAACGUUGAGCAUCCUGUUCCAGCAGCGAGUCAGACCAACUUCUGAUCUGCUCCAGAAACUUCAUUCACGCAUCUUAGACCUUUCAUCUGGAGAUUUGCUUUCAGAGGUGGAAAGAAGCCAGAGUCUGACGCAGUCACAAACUGAUGUUGAGCUACAUGAACGCCAACUGAAUGCAAAAUCAGGAACCCCUGCCUUGAAAUGCCCCGGCUUGGGAGUUAUUGUCCCUGGUCAUCUUUGUCCUCGAAACAGCUGUAGCAGUAGUGAACUGUCUCUUUCAAGCACUUGCAGUGAGUACUCCAGCGGCUCCUCGUAUACGUGGCAUGAUGGCAAGAACCUCAGGAAAAGGCAGUCAUCACAAAACUGGGACAAAAGGCUAAGUAUUGAUUCUUCGCUCCCAAGUGGUUUUGCUAGUCCCACAGAUGAACUACCUCCAACUCGUAUCAAGGAAAGCCACAUUUUGGAAGGGCUAAAAAGGCUACAAAAGCGAAAAGUAUUACUUGAACCUCCAUCAGUGAUAACCAAAUGGGGUUAUAAAGAUUGCAUGAACUCAAAUGAAGGCAUAUAUUCUCCAGGAAUUAAGAGUAGCAGCCUCAAGGAGUAUCCUCCCUGCAAACCAAGUGAUAUGGGGUCCUCCUGCAAGGAGCCCCGCAAAUUGUUUGUUUAUGAUACGGAUUCCCACGACGAUGCUGACGAUGACUCUUCUUCCCUAGCGUUGUUCCGUGCAGUUCCAAACCAGGGCUGCAGGCUGCUUGGCCAUAAAUUAACCCACAGCAUUUCUGAUAGUCUUUUCAGUUGGGAGCCAAAUGAAAAACACUUUCCAAAAGGCACAUCCUCAGUUUAUCUCAGAGAAAACCCUGAAAAACUGGCUAGUUAUGUCAACAACUGCCCCUUGGAGAGGAAGCUGUGCCCAGGUGUGCAGGCACCUCAGAUCCAGAGGGAGAGGGAUCCGCACAACCAAGGCCAUGGCCACAUGACCCUCAAUCUCCAGCUGUCAGACACUGAUGACAAUGAAACCCUCGAUGAGUUGCACAUAGAAAGCAGUGACGACAAAAGCCCUUCUGACCUGUCGUUAACCGCUGACACCGACAAGUCCAUAGAGAACCUGGACCUCCUUGUGGGCUUUGGAAAGUCUCAGCUUGGGUCUCCCGAAAAGGAGGAGAAACAAGUACCCAUCCACUUAGAGACUAGGCCAAAGACAUUUAGUUUCAUUAAGCAGCAAAGGGUUGUGAAAAGGACUUCUUCAGAAGAAUGUGUCACUGUAAUAUUUGAUGCAGAAGAUGGCGAACCCAUUGAAUUCAGCUCUCAUCAGUCUGGUGUUGUCACUGUUACCAGAAAUGAAAUUUCCAUCAACUCAGCCCCUACUGGACCCAAGGCAGAACACACUGAACUUUUACCUCAGGGAAUUGCUUGUCUACAGCCAGGAGCUGUUGCAAGAGACUAUACUUUCUUAAAGAGAUCUGAAGAGGAAAUUGAGAAAAACAUUCCAAAAGAUAAUGUAGAUAAUGUUCCCAUGGCACCCACUGAAUCGUUCAGCCCCAGGACAGCAAUACAAAAUACACAGCAACAUAAGCUGGCCAAACCAACAUAUAAUACGUCAUGCCAGAGUAACUCAAAGCCUUUGGCAUCCAUGGGUAUCCAUCAAAAGCAAAGCUUGACAAAAAUACCUGCCAGGGGCAAGUCUUCACCUCAGAAAUCAAAAAUAAUGGACCCUGAAGUCUCCACACUGGUCCCCUCAUCCAGCCUGGUGACUCUUGAAAAAUCACCAACCUUAGCUCCUGGGAAACUCUCACGGUUCAUAAAGACUGAGAGCCCAGGGCCCCUGUUUGAUUUACAACCAGAUUCACACAUUCCAAAACACUCCACCCAACUUCCUCAUGGCUCCAGAAUGUCCAGCAGGAGGGAAUGGGCCCAGUGCUCCAAGAGUCAGACUCCAGGACCAUGGUCAAGGCCCCUUAUUGAGCCCAGCGACAGUGGGGAACCCCCCACUAGGGACAAGCAUCGUAACUCUGGGUCAGAGGCAAGGGUCAAAUCCCCUUCUCCCCCACCUCCUCCAGGCAGGUCAGUCUCCCUCCUGAUCAGGCCCAGUUAUGACUAUUCUCCACCACCUUCAUCUACCAAGCCUGAAACCAGGGUUCCCAGUGAAGCAGUAAGGACAGUAUUCAAAUCUCCUCUGCUGAAAGGAACCUCUGCUCCUGUUAUUUCUUCUAAUCAGACCACAACAGAAGUGCUGAAGAAGAAACCUGCUGUGGCCUUGAAAAAGUCUGUCUACACUCACCCUCUGCCCUCCACCGAAACAGUGGUUCAAACCAGAUGCCCCACUCAUGCCCCUUCCAGCACAUUUGCUGUGAUGGCCAUGGGACCGCCAAAGGUAUCUCCAAAGAGAGGUGUCCCCAAAACCUCUCCUCACCAAAUGCAUGGGACCACACACACAGACACAGGGUUACGCACUCCCAAGAACUGCCUUUCAACUUCUGAGUCUCUGGAAAUACCGUCCUCUAAAAGUGUGUCCCCAGGAAGAAAAGGACAAUUGAAUGGCAGUGUCCCCGUGUCCCCCAAGCCUUCAAUCUUAGGGGUAAAUGAGUCACUAUCUUCUCAGGUUAACAAUCCCUCAUCAUCAUCUUCCUCCUCCAGAAGCCAUAGCAUCUCACAUGGUUGUCAAAGCACUCACGAGAAAGGACUGAAAACUCGCCUCCCAGUAGGACUCAAAGUUCUCAUGAAGUCUCCCCAGUUACUCAGGAAAAGUCCCACUGUGCCAGGGAAACAUGAAAAAGACAGUUUAAAUGAAGCCUCUAAAAGUUCUGUUGCUGUGAGCAAGUCUAAGCCCGAGGACUGCAGAAAUCCAGCAAGCCUCGAGCCCACAGUGGGAGAAAGAAAUGUGACUGCACCAGGUUCACAAGUGCAGGACACUUCUGCCGAAGGGCUGCCCCUUGAAAUAGCACUGCCAGAGUCAUCGGAAAACAGCAUCCCUGGGGCUGAUGGGAGAGAUGGGGUAGACAACAGAUCUGUGAAACGAUCCCUUUCAUCCAGUAAGCCACACCUAAAACCAGCUCUAGGCAUGAAUGGUGCCAAAGCCCGCAGUCAGAGCUUCAGUAUUCACUCAGGAGAUAAGCCCUCCACACCUCCCAUGGAAGGACCAGGCAAAGUCCGAACUCAGAUUAUUACCAACACUGCUGAGAGGGGCAAUUCUCUUACCCGGCAGAACUCCUCUACGGAAGGCUCUCCUACCAAGACCCCUUCAGCCCCUGUGUCUGAGAGUCUCCCCAGUGCUGGGAGGCUCCUGGGGCACCUCUCCUCUAGGCAUGACUCCCUGGGGAGCACAGGCAGCUCUAGCAGUCAGCAUGAGAGCCCAAGCAAGUUGCCUUUGAGGAGCCUUCUAAAAUCCGAAGGGCUCAUCACCCCACCUGGAAUGGAAGACCUGCAGGCCUUUGCCCAGGGAGGGUGCCCCAGUGUGCCUGUAUCUGCAGAACCAGACAGUGAUCACUGCAGGCACCCACCCACCCAAACAGACCACUCUCAAACCCUGCAGAGCCCAGGGAGGACACAGCAUCCAAACAAUUUUGAAACAAGCAGGACGUCUAAGCUAGAAACUUCUGGAAGGCAUCCAGAUUCCUCUACAACUGGAGCUGGCACUGUGAGCCCAGAAGCCCCCCUCUCACCCACAAUCGAAGAAAAGGUCAUGUUGUGCAUUCAGGAAAAUGUGGAAAAGGGCCAAGUGCAAACAAAGUCCACCUCUGUAGAAGCAAAGCAUAAGCCUGGGCCUUCUUUUGCCAGCUGGUUUGGUUUUCGGAAGAGUAGACUUCCAGCUCUCAGUAGUAGGAAAAUGGAUGUCUCCAAAACCAAAGUGGAAAAGAAAGAUGCAAAAGUCUUGGCGUUUGGAAACAAACAACUAAAAUCAGAGCGGAAAAAAGAGAAAAAGAAACCUGAACCACAGUAUGAGACAGAAAAUGAACUUAACAGACACACCAAGUCAACAGAUAAUCCAGACAGUGAUUCUCAAAACAAAAAUAACCUGAAAGACCUUUACCACCAAACAAAGUCUGAACCGAGAAACAGAUCCAGCCCUGUUACAUGUUCAACAAAAGAUACCUUUAUGACCGAACUUUUGAGCAGAGUUGAUAAGAAAGCAGCUCAACAGACAGAGAGUGGAUCAAAUCAUGUUUCCUGCAGGAAUGUGUUAAAGGGCAGUUCCCAGGGUUCCUGUCUCACCAGCAGCUCUAUCAGCACUCAAGGAAACCACAAGAAAAACAUCAAAACCAAAGCAGAUAUGGAAAUACCGAAAGACUCCCUGGUAAAAGAGGCAAAUGAAAUCUCACAAGAGGAUGAAGAAGAUACAGUUGCAGAUGCUGCAUUUCAGAGCCAUAUCAUAGAGUCAAACUGUCAGAUGAGAACAUUGGACAGUGGGAUCGGAACCUUCCCACUCCCAGACUCAGGAAAUCGCUCAAUGGGACGGUACCUGUGCCAACCAGACUCUCCAGAGGACACUGAGCCCAUGCUAUGUCUCCAGCCAGUCCUUUCUGAAGCUUCUUCCAUCAGAGCCCAAACCCUUGAACGAGAAGUGCCUUCCUCCACAGACAGCCAGCACUCUGCAGAUAACGCCAUGGUUCAUUCCACAUCCGAUCCACUCAUGUCUGCAAGAGGGAUGCGGCCUCUUCCAAGUCGUCUUCCCAAACCAGCGUCCUCAGGAAAGAUCAGCUCCCAAAAGCAGGUUGAAGAAGGGCCACGGCCUCAGACUGGCUCAUCAUUCAGGUGUAUGGAGGACACAGCAGCCAGCAAGACGCUGCCACAGCCUCAGACUUGCUCAUCGUUCAGGUGUACGGAGGACACAGCAGCCAGCAAGACGCUGCCAGCCUGGGGGGGUGAUGACAGUGCUGCAGAAACUCAGAAAUUGAAACAAGUCAAAGAAACAAAAGAAGAUUCUGAGAAUAGAUUAUCUAAAAUUUCCCUGGAGUCGUUCAAUAAAUUUAACAGCAAUACUGUGAUUUUAUUAGAAAAAGAGAAGAACUCUCUGAACAAGGUUGAAGGACAAAAGGAGGAAAAAGAAAAAAAUGAAGAGGCAUCUUUGAGUAGCUCAGACAGACCUGGGGUAGACAAUUUGGAAUCUUUGAGUGACUCGUUAUAUGAUAGUUUCUCUUCCUGUGCAAGUCAAGGUUCAAAUGAUGUAUAAAGGAUUUGCUUUUCCCCUUAGUGAGCUGGGAACGGAACACUUUAAAAAUGAGGGGGAAUGGUGCUGGGAGCAGGGUGAGCGAUGACAACAAUAAACUAUUGCAACACUAGAGCCUACAUUGUCAAAUUCACAGCAGGCAACCCACCAGAGCUUACUUCUCUGACAGGGCAAUAAAGAUUGACUCCAUUUGUUGUGUUUCAAGAGAAUUAAAAGUAAACACACCCACAAUUUUGCACUUUUUUUUAAUACUUGUACAGAAGUUGUAAAUUUUUUGAAAGAGAAAUUAUAUUUGUAACAAAAAAACACAGCAAUAAAUUGAAUCAGUACUAUGCUCUUGAAUUGAUGUACUAAGUCUUAGAAGUUGAUAUUAAUAUAUUUUUUUAAAACAUUGCAACUAAAGCUUUCUUUAAGUUCAUUGUCCUAGUCUUCAAAUUAUUUGUGGGUAUACUCCGUAAGCCUAAAACAGAGCCUGCUGUAAAACUAGAGGGAUCAUAAUAAUCGCUGUCUCGCAAUCUCAACUUGAUAAUAAUUUUAAUUUUAGUGCAAUUUCCAAAUUGUUGCCAGAGAGAUUCAGGUUGUAGUAAUAAGUGUAAUUCUGCUUCUAGGGAGAAAUGAAAAAGGUAUUGAAGUGCUGGAUACUGACUGAAGGGUGAUGCUGUUUCAAAAGCAACCUAAUUCUAUUUCCAACAGCAGAAUUUCCUUCCAAACAUUUCCUUUAUAUCCUUUUUAUUCAGUGCUUCUCUAUGAUUCUGCAUAUUAUGUGUUGAUUUUUAUCUUCCCGCUCUUUUUAUUAAAACCUGGCCACUCUAGAAAUGAAAGCAAAUUUCUAUUUGCUAUGCUCACUUUUAAAAACAUAAAAUGGUUGGUGCUAUGAAAAAUUCUUACUUUUUAAUACCCCUUUUUUCCUACAAAGAUUGUUUAUAUGUAAGGAUAAAUUCUAUUUUAAAGUUUAUGUGUAUUUUUUCUAGAUGUUAACUAUUUAUAAUUGCUUUUGUACAGGAGCUUGUAAACUAGGCAUAAUAGAAAUAUUUUUAGGAUUCUAUAUGGUUACUUUAGUACACAUUUGUUUCUUUAAAGAGUAUUGUAUGAUCAGUGUUACUUGGUUAAUUUGUGCAAUUUGUUAUGUUUGGAUUUUGUUAUCUUAAAAUGAAAAUUAUGUAAAAUGUCCCUGUCUUUCAUA